AUAUUCUGCGGUCAUAUCAGUAAUUUAAGUUAAGUUGACGGCACGGCAUUGUUUACGCAUUUUCAACGGUUCCGGACGCUGUUGCCAAGCAUCGCAGCGGUUUCGAAGGAUUAAUAAACGGGGAUAAAAUUAGAUAUUUUAGUAAGAAAUGGACGUGACAACGUCGCAAAAUACAAAUGCUAGCCCGCGUUGGCUUGCUUAAGUUUCGUUUUACAUCCAAGAUCGCUUUGUUUUUGUGAGGAUGGUGAGUUUGUGAGGGUGAAAAACUGUUUUAAGAUAAUAAUAUCGUAGAGACUGACCGUGAAAAUGCCGCAACGGUGUGAAGCGUGCAAGAAAUUUGAUGAAGUUAUCCGACCAACCGUAGAAUAUCAAUCGGUAUAGUUGGUUGGGGUUUGACAAAGUGGAAGAAGAGGAAGAGACGUUGACAGAUUUCCAAGAAACGCUGAAACGGCAAAGCGGAGUGCGGAAAUUGCAGAAAAACAAAAGCAGCAAUUUGGAUUGAUUUUGACAAAGUUUGCCAAAGUUAGUCGACGGACUUGGGGCCCCUAGCCCAGAAUUUUCAUGAAACGCUGACGUCAGGUGCGGCGAAGACAAUUUGAAACAACCGCUUCCAAUGCGAGCGAACUAGAUUUUUAAAACGAGAUGUUUUUCCAAGAAUAUUUCACCUUGAAGUUUUCAGGCGACAAAAAUCGAGUUUUGAAAAAAAACAAAAGAUGGUCUUGUCGGUUGAAGUCAACGCCGACGGGACGCCGUUCGUCGCGAUUGGACAGUAUCAGUUCCGCUUGGAAGUGGAGGAACUUUACGGCGAAUACAAGAAAAUGGCGGAAAAUGAACUGCAGGAGACCCCGCAACGCGUCAGCGACGGACUAAACAGGCUGAGAGAUCUCAUCAAAGCGGAAGACGAUCUGUAUUUACCGGUGGACGACGACCGAUUUCUCAUCAAAUUCCUACGCCCGUUCAGGUUCAAUCCGGAACACGGCUUCAAGGUCAUGCGGCGCUUCUACCUCUUCAAAACGAAGUAUCCCAAGUACGGAGGUAACGGCGUGACGCCACACGCCGUACGGCACGUGUUCGACAACGAGGUGUUCGUGUUCCUACCUACCAGGAGUAAGACGGGCGGGAGGAUCAUGAUCAUUAACUGCGGCAAAAUGGGACCCGAAGUUGGUGAAGCUGGAGGACAUGUUCAGGUCGAUCAUGGUGGCCAUAGAAAUCGCGAUGCUAGAGCCGAAAACGCAAGUGGGUGGAGUGAACGUGAUCCUGAACAUGGAGGGGCUCGGUUUGCACCACGUUUACCAGUUUUCCCCGUCGAUGGCGAAACUAAUUAUCGAUUGGGUUCAGGAAUGUGCCCCGGUGAGACUGCGUGGCCUGCACGUCGUGAAUCAACCGUUCGUGUUCAACGUUUUAUUCGCGAUCUUCAAGCCGUUCCUCGGCGAAUACAUAAAAAAAAGGCUUUCGUUCCACGGUUCCGACCGACCGUCGCUGGCCGAGAAAAUUGGACGCGAAGGGUUACCGGAAAAGUACGGGGGGACCGCCGACAUCCCGGAUUAUCCGGGCAGCUUAUUUUCCGACAUGCUGUUUUACUACGAAGAAGAAUUUCGAGUACACAACACUUACGGCUACGGUACAACGACGACGGCGCGUCCGAUCUACACCUACGAGGACGAUCCGAAAGAAAACGAACUCGAAAGUGGGGAGGAGGGCGAGAAAAUAAAAACCCGCGCGUGGUAAAAAUAUUUUAUUGUACAAUAAAAAAAAUAUAUCAAAUGGUGAUGCAGUUUCGAUCACGAUAA
Messenger RNA from Cylas formicarius (sweet potato weevil), 1790 nucleotides. Its product is annotated as alpha-tocopherol transfer protein-like. Gene Ontology annotation, cellular component: membrane. The transcript is spliced from 9 exons. The coding region runs from base 714 to 1790 and encodes 358 amino acids. Gene Ontology annotation, molecular function: phosphatidylinositol bisphosphate binding. Lineage: Eukaryota; Metazoa; Arthropoda; Insecta; Coleoptera; Brentidae. The record is from RefSeq and is a predicted model, not a curated record.